Scaptodrosophila lebanonensis is the source of this 717-nucleotide messenger RNA. Its product is annotated as MRN complex-interacting protein. Gene Ontology annotation, cellular component: nucleus. The record is from RefSeq and is a predicted model, not a curated record. The transcript has 2 exons. Bases 67 to 570 code for a protein of 167 amino acids. Lineage: Eukaryota; Metazoa; Arthropoda; Insecta; Diptera; Drosophilidae. Gene Ontology annotation, biological process: mitotic G2 DNA damage checkpoint signaling. Gene Ontology annotation, molecular function: chromatin binding.
AUUUAGUGGCAUCUUACAUUAUAGGAUUGGAGCGAAAUUGAAAAUAUAUUUUUUUGGUAACAAAAAAUGCCGCAAGAAAUUCGAGUUUUGCAGUGCAGUAGCAUUAGCUGCAACUGCUAUCAGGUGGACAUUGUAAAGAAGGCAAAUAAAUGGCAGUGUAAGAUUUGCGGCCUAAAACAGUCAGUGUUUAAGGAAAUAUUUCGCGGUAAUGGCGCUGAAUGCCGCGCCAAAGUCCAACAACUGAACCUGGAGCGGGGAAAAAGGCAGCAGGAGCGCGAUAUGAACGAUAUUGAUUUAUUGGUGGAAUUAGAAAAAGGAAUGGAUGACAUAAAAGAGCUGGUACCUGAAAAUAUAGGGACACAGAAGAAUGGGAAGCAAAGCAAAUGGUCAAAAUAUGUGGAUGAGAACAUCUUUGCUUCCAAUUCAAAGGAAUCCCCACUUGAAAAUAGUUAUAACAACGUCCAGUCACGUCAACAACAAUCUCUUAACAAGUGUUCCUUCCCACCAUCAACCCCAUCUGACCCACAAUUUGGAGCUAAGAGCAACUCCAAAUGGCAAAAUUAUUUGUAAUGGUUUCCGCGUAUAUAUUUGUGUAUUUGUAUAAGUUGUUAAAAUUUGUUUGAAACGUUACGCAGCGUAUAUAUAGAGAGCAAACGUUUCACUUCUAUAUGAUCGAUUACAGAGUUGUGUUGCAUAUUGGUUUGUAAUAAAAUUGGG